Molecule: messenger RNA, 1725 nt
Organism: Phytophthora nicotianae INRA-310
Lineage: Eukaryota; Oomycota; Peronosporomycetes; Peronosporales; Peronosporaceae
Exons: 2
Coding region: 1-1725 (574 amino acids)
Molecular function (GO): protein binding
Source: RefSeq, a predicted model, not a curated record
AUGGUGGGCCUUAGCGCCACUCAGCUCCCCCCGGAGACGCUUCGUCCAGGAGAUAUACUUGAGUAUUUCUCGCAGGGGUUUGUCUGUGGCGAUCGCCGCGGCCUUCGAGUUGGCGUUGUCCUGCAGAUCUCGAGCGCACUUGGUAACCCGUUUCCAGUAUCACUGGAUACCGAGGAGCCUCUUCCGCUGACAAAUAUGGUGCGCCGUCGAUUUGACAUCGCUGGCACCGCGCUGCUCCUGGACAGCGUUCGUUGGCGCAAGCUGCGGUCCUUUCAACUAGUUCCGGGAGUGUAUAAGGCGCCCAAAGGGGCCGCACGCCUUUGUGACGCCCUCAAGGCGCAUCUGGACGAGGCCUUUGCCUCAAUAGGGGCUGUGUUACCUUCCGAGAGCGAUGAAACAAGCUCACGACCCCCAAACCGAUUCGUACGUGACCCACCGCGCGAUGACCCAGCGCCGCGCCACUCAAGGCCGUCCCGAACGCCCAUUUUUGGGAUAGAGCCAUCUCCGUGCAGCUCAGAGACUACUGGAGCGUUGACUGCAAACAUUCUACCCGAGGGUUUUAGGAAAACCACUCUUCAGAUGCCGGUAGAAGCGAUCGUGGACCUUGCGGGAGAUGACAUGGAGCAGGAUGUGGACGGAGAUGGUAAGGAGGACGAAAAGUCCACUCAAACCAACAUUGUGGACGCGUUGGCGUCGCCCCCGUGGAGCCGCAACAAGCUGCGACGAAUGCCUUCCAACUACGAGCCCAUCACAGACCUCGAGGCUGCAGACGACGAGCCGGAGGUGUCGGACACCGACGUGCUGGCCGCAGGCGACUUCAUGGAAACUGUUCCCACCCGGUGGGAACGACACAAGCGCCGUCACCAGAGGAAGCAAAAGGCGGGACAGUGGAGAGAAGGUCGAUCCAGGAAACGCCGCCAUCUCAAGCUGUGUGGUGUCACCCGAAGCGAUAUGCGACUAUAUAACGCGUAUUCCACGAAAGCCAGGUCGGCGAAAGCUAUUCUACGCAUCCGAGGACUUCGCACGCGACUACGAGAGCUGCGCUUACGUCGAUCUACGUAUGUAGAGCCAUCUACAACAGGGUAUUUCCUGCCGAAGGAGGUUCCGUGGCCCAGCGACGUCCUCAAAACCAACGAGUGUCUAAACACAGAGGGCGUGGAGUUCGCUGACGUCGGCGAUUUUGGGCGCUGCUCAUGCGCUGGCGACUGUUACCUGGAUACGUGUGCAAAUGCCGAUGGUGCUCUCUACUGUACUCCAGAGUCGUGCAACCUGGCUGGCAAGUGCAGCAACGCACCGAGGACGCUGGACACGUUGAAGCUCUUCGACACGGGACGCGUCGGUCUUGGCGUCUACACAACAAACCAACCUGAGCGUCGGCGACGUAAUCGGGGAGUACACGGGGGUGCUGAGCGCGUUCGACCCCAUCGACGUCGGUGUACCGGGCCAAAGAAUGAAAAACAACACGGGGUACACGAUGUUGCUCAACACGAAGUCCAGGAGAAAGAAUGCGGCUCUACGAUGCGUUUCAUUAGCCACAGCUGCACUCCCAACGCUGCGUUCGUGGAGGCGCAACACAGGUCCAACGUCAAGGUGCUAGUUCGCAUGGUCGAGAAUGUGUACGCUGGUACGCAGAUAACGGUGGACUACGGUAAGCAGACGUGGUUUCGGUGUGCGUGCGAGCAGUGCUGGACGCGGAAAGAUGAGGACGAGGACGAAAGCAGUUGA